Messenger RNA from Leptosia nina, 804 nucleotides. The record is from the annotation of a GenBank genome assembly. NCBI's taxonomy places the organism in Eukaryota, Metazoa, Arthropoda, Insecta, Lepidoptera, Pieridae.
AUGUCAGUGAACGCGCAGUUAGUGGGAGCCAACGAAAACAUUAUUGAAGAGAUACCAAUAAAAACGGGUAUAUGGAAGACGUUAAAAUGGAGAGCGAUCCUGGCGGAGAUGAUAGCGACCAUGCUUCUAAUUGCUCUGGGCUGCAUGACGUGCAUACCUAUUGAUGGAAUGCCAAAUCCUCUAUACGGACCACUAGGUUUUGGGCUCAUAGUGACUUUCAAUGUUCAAGUGUUCGGUCACAUUUCUGGAGCUCACAUGAAUCCGGCUGUUACCUGGGCAGCUGUUCUUUGGGGACGGAUCUCUUUAUUACUCGGUGUAAUGUAUAUAGUGGCACAAUGCUUCGGUGCUAUUGUUGGAUAUGGAGUUUUGGUUGCUUUGUCACCAGCGGAUUUCGUUUCGCGAGGUAUCUGCGCAACUACACCGUUAGCGAUAUAUACGGAGUACCAGGUGAUUGGCAUUGAAGUAAUUUUGACUGCCGCAUUGGUUUUGAUAUGCUGUGCCCUCUGGGAUCCUGUUAACAAAGACCUUCAAGACAGCGGGUCUAUUAAGUUCGGACUCACAGUGGCUGGAUUAUCUUUGGCAGGUGGGCCAUUAACCGGGGCUAGUAUGAAUCCAGCGAGAUCGCUAGGACCAGCUCUGUGGACUUUUACGUGGAGAUCCCAUUGGCUUUAUUGGUUUGGUCCCUUCCUGGGGGCAACUUUAGCAGCCAUAUUCUAUAAAUGGGUGUGGCUAAAGGUAGAUAAAGUUAAGCCGGAUAUACUUACGUGGUCAAAUGUUGGUGACGGUAUAACGAAGAUAUUAUAA